Closterium sp. NIES-65 is the source of this 3270-nucleotide messenger RNA. NCBI's taxonomy places the organism in Eukaryota, Viridiplantae, Streptophyta, Zygnematophyceae, Desmidiales, Closteriaceae. The record is from the annotation of a GenBank genome assembly.
AUGGCUAGGUGGACGUCGUGGCACGCUGGCCGCGACCGGCGUCGUCGACGUGUCGACCUCCCUUCCGAGCCUGCUCGGCUGCUCUGGUCCUCCGCCCGGCUGCCCGCAGCGGCAGCGGCUGCUGGCGGCGGUAGUGCUGCACCGGUCGUGCAGCGAGGAAUCCUAAGGCCGUUUGGAAGUUUCAAGGUGCCCGAAAAGCUGCCCGCAGCAGCACACGGGUGUGGCAGUGCUGCUAAUGUCAUGCUGAAAGGAGUGGGAGUGGGAGUGGGAGAAGAUUCAGGGGCCUUUUGGCAGAUUCAGGAGGUUCAGGAGGGGUUUACGCUGCAGCUGUCCGCCCCACUCUCCUCCUCCUCUCUUUCUUCCUCCUCUUCCUCUCUUUCCUCGACCUCGUCCUCCUCCUCCUCCUCCUCCUCCUCCUCCUCCUCCUCCUCCUCCUCCUCCUCCUCCUCCUCCUCCUCCUCCUCCUCCUCCUCCUCCCCACCACCCUCCUCCUCUCCAACCCGCUCUCGCCCUUCCCCCAUGCCCAUGCCACCGCUGCCAUCCCUCCUCCCCACGGACCAGCAGCAGCGGGUGGGCAGUGGGCCGGCGUUCAUGGGCAAUGUGUUUCUCGUGGCGGACCCCUCCAAGCGGGGCAUGCUGGGCGUCAAGGUCGAGCCGUCCCCCUUCACAGGGAUGGGGGAAUGGGUGGGGCAGCAGCAGCAGAAGCUCACAGGACCCCUCCAAGAGGGGCAUGCUGGGCGUCAAGGUCGAGCCGUCCCCCUUCACAGGGAUGGGCGAGUGGGUGGGGCAGCAGCAACAACAGCUGCAAGGCUGAGUGGUUGGGAUGGUUGCGGUCGAGCCGUCCCCCUUCACAGGGAUGGGCGAGUGGGUGGAGAAGCAGUGACAGCAUCUGUCAGGGUGAGUGGUGGGAAUGGGUGGGGUGUGGUUCGCGUGUUGUGUUUGGGCUGUGUGAGAAUGGCUGACCCCUUCGAUGGCCGGGGCAGAAGGGGCAGCCUCUGCAAGGCGCGCUAUCUGCGUCGCUUGCAGCUUUACCCGUUUACUCCGGACGAGGUGAAGGCCAGCACUGCUGGGCUGUGCCGUCGUGCUCCAGCGCGCUACCUGCGUCGCCUGCAGCUGUACCCGUUUGCUCCGGACGAGUUCCGCCACCCGCUUUUUUCCUUCGUGCCGGACGAGAGUCAGGUGCGGGCGGCACGGCAGUUACUGCGCCAGCUGGAGGGGCGGCAAGCGGCGGAGCGAUUCCAUGGAGUGCCGGUGUUCAGUGCAGCGAAUCUGACCAUUGCUGUGCCGUCCAAGGGCGGCCAGCUGAGGUGGGGGCCAGCUGAGAUGGUGAGUGGUGGUGGGGGCGUGCUGAGAUGUGCGGCGAAUCUGACCAUUGCUGUGCCGUCCAAGGGCGGCCAACUGAGGUGGUACCGCCCUUACUUUUUCAACAAGAAGCAGCUGGAUAAACUGCUGGCGUCGAGUGUGGAGCAAUACUUCAUGGGACUCAUGCGCGCGAGGAGGGCAGCGAGACAAGCACAGAUUGCGGCAGUGGAUGGCGCAGGGGCAGGAGGAGGGGGGGGAGGAGCAGAGGAGGAGGAUCCGUUUGACUCCUUCCCAGACCCGCACGAGUUUGCGGACGAUGGCAUGUUCCCAGACCCGCCAGAGAUGCAGGAGUUCGCCCAGGAGUUGGGUCCCAUGCUCGGCUCCUUCCCCUCCGCCUCCCUCGGUUCUUCCUCCCCCGGGUCAACCCUGCCGCUGCUGCGAGACGCUGAGAUGGUGGUGCAGGAGUGCAUGGAUCGGGUGCUGCUGAGCAGUCAAUGGGGGAGGAAAUUAGCUGGUUUGGAGCCUUCUUUUACCGUCAUUGUGGAUUCGUUUGAACGAAGCAGGAGUGCGUGCAUCGGGUGCUGCUGGGAAGUGAAUGGGGGAGGAAACUGGCCGGGCUGGAGCCUUCCUUCUGUCAUCGUGGACUCGUUUGAACGGAGGGUGGAGGAGGCAGAGGCGGUGGUGGAUGCGGAGAUCAAGGCUUUCGUUAGCUCUGCCAUCACCAGCCUCCUGAAGAAAUGCGAUCUGCUGCCGCAACAGCUCUCCACCGCACCUCACAAGGGGAAAGCAGAGGACAAAGCGAAGGAAAGGGGAAUGGCAAAGGACAGCUUUUUAAAAAGCGAGAGGAAGGGGGAUUCAGAGCAGGCGCUGUCAGUGCAGCAGCAGCAACAGGAGCAGGUGCAGCAGAACCGGCAGCAGCAGCAGGUGAAGGAGGAAAGGGGUUUGUCAGAAGCUGGUUCUUCCCUCUCCACUCGUCCCGCUGCCAGCACUGCCAGCACCACACUCCCUGGUGAUACUGUCACGCCCACAGUCCCUGAUACGAUCACAUCCCAAACCACUGAUACUGUCACAUCCGCUCCUCCUGAUACUGUCACGUCUGCUCACAGCAGCACGGCCAUCGAUAACAGCACACCCUCUACUACCACUGUCAUUGCUGCUACAGCAGCACCACCCACAGCCUCUCCUGCUUCUGAAACACCGCUUACAGGCACACGCAGCACAGUCACAGCUGCUGGGGGAAAGGGGGGAAAGGUGAAGGGGAGGGGGAGUGGGAGCAAGGAGGGCAGCAAGGAGGGGCAUGCCCUGGAAGGGGCUUUACUGGCUGGCCUGCUGCGAUUGAUGGGGGAGGAUGGUGCGGCUGACCUGCUGUACAAGGCAAUGGGAAUUGGUCGCACGAGCGGGGGUGGUGUUGGGGGAAAGGAAGGGGGUGGGUAUGGAAAGCGAAGGAUGGGAGAGGACGAGGCUUCUGAGCUGUUGGGUAAGGCUAUGGCCUUUUUAAACAGGGAUGGGGAUGAUGCUGGGAGGAAGAGUGGGGGUGAUGUUGGUGGAAAGUCUGGGAGUGAUGCUGGUGGGGAGAGUGGGAGUGUCACAGCGAAGAAUGGGAAUGAUAAAAGCACUGACAGUGUGGAUGAGGGAAAUGGGAAGAGUAAGGAUGAUAAGGCGCAGUCAUUUGGGAGCCAUGACGGGUGCGAUACUGGGUUGAGUGGUAUAGUUGGGAAGGAUGAGGCAUUGAUAGGAAGUGCAGCAGCAGCAGCAGCAGAGGCAGCCGCACAAGCAGCAGCAGAGGCAGCAUUAGCAGGAGUGAAAGAAGCCAUUGCAAUUGCAUCAAGGGACUUUGAGGAGACUGUUCGCAGGGGUGGUGUUCCGGACGCGAGUCGGGACCCACUGUUCAUUGCAGAUAUAGGGGAGGACAGGGAGGAAGCUGGGUGGGGAGAUAGAUCAGAAUUUGGCCUCAAGCGUGCUGGAUAA